Caenorhabditis bovis is the source of this 2859-nucleotide messenger RNA. NCBI's taxonomy places the organism in Eukaryota, Metazoa, Nematoda, Chromadorea, Rhabditida, Rhabditidae. The record is from the annotation of a GenBank genome assembly.
AUGAUUAGAAGAGGCGGCUCGGUUGGUCCACCGGAUCAAUAUCAAAGCCGCGGGUCACCUGGCUACUACUAUUCGCGAUCCAGCGCCGCCGCACAGCCGAUUCCAUCGCCUUCGCAUAGCCAACACUCGCAGCAACGUGCACCAAUGUCGCAGCCAAUAGUUCGCCGAUCCGCCGAUUAUCGAUCCGAGCCGUUGACACCGCGCUCGGACCAUCAUCAUUCGCAUCAUCGAAACGUCGCACCGUAUUCGUCGUUGAAUGAUCCGCGCAUCGACGAGAUGACACCAUCGUAUUUUGUGGAGCAUUUGGCGACGUUCGCCGUUGGCCGCCAAUUCGGCGUCGCGUUCGCCGCCGACGGCAUUCGCAAAUUGAAGCAGAUGGAGAAGAACUCGGCGAUUUGGGCGCAACCGCUCAUUUUGCGUUUUCGACAAAACGCGGUGACGGUUGAAGACGAGAAUGGGGAGCUCGUCGAGCAAUUCGCUUUGGAUCUCAUCGAGCAACCGACAGCCCACGUGAGUAAUGAUCCGCGCGACACCUACAACAACAUUUUGUUGUUCAUCGUUCGAGAGGAUCGAAAGCGAACGGCGACGCCCACCGAAAUGCACAUCUUCCAGUGUAAUCGAGUGAGCGCCACCGAUGUCGCCGACGACCUUCAGGCGUACAUUCGCGGACAAUUUCGACGCGUUCAGAAUGGUCGUCGAAAAUCGGCGGCGAUUCCAUUCCAGCAACAAAAGAAAGUGAUUCCAGAAAUGCCGAUGUAUCCGGCGGACGACGCGAGCAUUAGCAGCGAGACGUCGGAGAUGUUCGAGCGCGACGUCAACACGCUGAAUCGCUGCUUCGACGACAUCGAGCGAUUCGUGGCGCGUUGCCAAUCGGCCGCCUACGCGCAACGCGAGCUCGAACAGCAAAACAUUCGCUAUCGUACGGCGAAUCGCAAGAAGCACACGGGUCCCGAUCCGAACGGCAUCCUUUUGAUGAGGGCCCAAGUGCCGAUCGAGGCCGAAUUCGUCGAGAUUUUCCGCAAAUUCAAACUCUCGUUCAAUCUUCUAGCUCGCUUAAAGAAUCACAUUCAUGAGCCGAACGCGCCGGAACUAUUGCAUUUUCUGUUCACACCGCUCUCCGUCGUCCUCGAAUCGUGCCAUUGGGGUCUCGGCCGGAACAUCGCGCCGAGUGUCACGUCGCCGUUGAUAUCUGUCGAAGCGCGCGAGCUCAUGCAGAAUUGUCUGACUAGUCGCGAGAACGACAUUUGGAUGAGUUUGGGCGAAGCGUGGCGAACACCAUUAGAAGACUGGCGUGGACCACUACCGCCGCCGUAUCGUCCGGUGUUUCUGGACGGUUUCGCGCCGUACGGUGUCGCCGAUCGCGUCGUCAACACGCCGAAUCCGCUUCAUCGCGGCCAAUCGGCACCGCCCGAGCACUAUCGUCAGUCGUCGCGAGACCGAAACGUCGUCGAUACGGCGCCGAAUACGCCGAUCUCGACAGCGAGAACGCCGAGGUCUCGACCGCAACGCAACAUGAGUGUCGAUAAUCUUGAGCUCGAUCGUCUGACGCUUGAACGCGAACGUCUCGAAUUCGAGAAGGCGAAAAUCAUUGAGCGCGAGAAUCGCCUACGCGCCGAAGAGAAACAAAUCGAAGAUGAGAAACGCCGCCUGAACGCCGAGAAGGAUCUCAUCAAGAAGGAGACGCUGAAAGAGGAGCACUCGUCAAACUCGAAACGAUACGAUCCACCGCUAUCGUCGUCGCCAAGAAUGGCGUCGAGAGGUGGCGGCGGCUAUUCGCACGUGAAAGUCGCCAUUGAUCAGGACACCUCGCCGCGACAGCAGGCCUUCAUCGACGACGUCAUCAAUCGCGGUGGCAAACUGGUGAUUGCCACGUUUGAUCGAAGCGGUCAGAACGCCAAAGAGUUGACGGUGCAUCGAGGAGAGUAUCUCGAGGUGUUGUACGAUGAGAAGAACUGGUGGGAGUGCAAGAAUAUGCAUCAGCGCGUCGGCUAUGUGCCGCACACGAUUCUCUCGAUGGUCCCUCUUGAGCACCAGCCGCAGCCACCAUAUAACACGGCGACCAACUCGUACGCGACCACCAACAACAACGGUCAAUCGGCGACGGCGAGCUCGAAUCAUCCGCCAGGUAUGCUGCCCGAAGACGCACCGUCGUACGUGAAAGAGCGCCAGGGCAAACGCGGCGGCAACUAUUUGAAUCAUCAUCAGCCGCUGAUUUCCGACGCUGGUGUUCAAGUGGACAUUCGACAUGAGCGGGUGCCAUCAACAUUGGUGGCGGCGCCACCGCCGCCACCGCCACCACCGGCCAUCGCGCCAUUCGAGGAUCUACUGAGGGAGCAGAAGAGCAAAAUGACGAGCGUCGCGACGUCGUCGCCGCCGCCGCCGCCGCCACCAUCGUCGACGAUGGCAAAGAUGCAUCCGGCGCUCGACAUUAGUCGACGACGCGGCAACACGGAGCUCGUCGGCGAGCUCAACGCGACAAUCGGUCGAAGUGAGACGCGCGCGUUGCGACCCGCCGAACUCAAUCGAACGUCGCGUGUGGCGAUUCACGACAAAUCGUCGCCGGACGACGUGCGACGAUGGCUUCAGGAGAAGGGCUUCUCGCCGCGCGUCAUCGAUCUGCUCGACGGCCAAGACGGCGCGAAUCUGUUCUCGUUGUCGAAACUCAAUUUGCAGCAGGCGUGCGGACGCGACGAGGGCGCCUACCUCUACAGUCAGCUUCUUGUGCAGAAGAAGCGCAGCGGGUAUCGGACGCACACCGGCGACGAGUUGCGCGCGAUUCUCAAUCAGCGGCGAACGCGCGUCGAAUUGUCGAACGAGACGCCCGCCGAUGAGCCGACGUUUGUCAUCGAUAGUCAUUAA